Messenger RNA from Manis javanica (Malayan pangolin), 7350 nucleotides. RefSeq lists its product as uncharacterized. The record is from RefSeq and is a predicted model, not a curated record. NCBI's taxonomy places the organism in Eukaryota, Metazoa, Chordata, Mammalia, Pholidota, Manidae.
UCUCCCUUGUUAGUGUUUUGGAUCAUUAAGUCGGUGUUUAUUUAAGUCACUAGGGUGUUUAUUCUCCACGUCUUGGGCCACGGAGAAAUGCCACCCUCUGCAGGAGGGGCUCUCACAGGGGAUCUCUGCACAUUCUUCACAUUCACUCCCCAAAACAAACACCCUGCACAAAGAUAGCUUUCAAUGACCCUGACAGGCUUCAAAGGACACCGCGGAAAUCUCCCUGGAAAAUAAGGAAGGGCCAAUUACUUUAAUUUCUUACAUGCUCUCUCUUCCUACUCCGAUAACCACCCCCCACUCUUGGAGCUCUGCUUAGUAUAAUUUUAGACCUUGGAAGUUCUGUCUCUGGGCGCUCCGGCCCACUUCCUGCUUCCUCGGUUGGUGAAUCUUGGAAAUGUCUGCAGAUCUGGUGAGGAGCAGAGCUGUCGGUUCUGUAAAAGCCCCUGUGAUUACGGCUUGUAAACUUGUUAAAAGGACAAUUUUCUGUCACAGCCAUAAACCCUUUGUAAAAUCCCUGGCACCCGAUCUAGAGCGUGCAUAUUCCAGAUGUGUUUAAUAAGAAAUUGCACAAUAUGCCUCCCUCUGCCGCCCUCGGCUCGUCUGGCUAAACUAGGGACAAGCAGAAGGCGAGAAAGCUGGAUAUUGCUUUGAAUUUUCUUGGCAAUCAUUUAAGAGCGAUCAUUAGGGGGAACUAACCAUAUUUUUUUUUCCUCGAGGAACUCUUUGAGGACCAGCUGUAAAGGGACCUCCAAUUUACCUUCUCUGCAAUGCAGUUUGACUCAAAAGCUACUUUUACUUUCUCCUCUACAGAUUUCAUAACUUUACCAAGUAAGGAACAACGGCUUAUAAAUAGUUUUUAGGAGGAAACCUGACAGCAUUUUGCCUAGUAAAAUGAAAAAAAAUACUAGGGUAAUUUUUUUCUUUUUAAAUCUGAAUAUAUGACAGUUCGGGUCCUGACUACCUGCUUGACUUGAUCUCUUAACUGAGAAUGAAACUGCCUAAAAACUAGAGUCCAAAGGCCUUGGCUGGCGGUUCCCGAGGCUCUGGUUUAGCAGUAGGCACCCAAGAGUCCCCAGAGCCCCAUGAGCUGCGGGCAGGGAGAAAGGCACUGCAGGGGCCGGGCUCUGCCGGUCUUGAACCUUGGUCUUGGCCCCGAGCUGAAGUGGAAGCUACCAGGAAGAGGCAGUAGCAUUGGCGCUUAGGAGCGAACUCCCAGUUUGCGGAGCAAUGACCCUUGUCACGCCGCUCUCCCCGCAGACUGAGGGCCAGUCGGAUACCUGGCCCUGAACCCGGGCGGAGCGGCCCUUCCUCUGUUCUGCUACAGCCAGCGCGGUCGUGGCGUUUGCGGUUGAAGGGGGCUUCACUUCUACCACCUCCCCCUGCCUGGAGGUCUUUGGUAAAGUGCGCAUGCAGAACUCCCGCAGACUCCGGAGGCCAUUCGUGCCACUGCCCUCCCGAGGCGCGGAGAGGCAAGGAGGAGAAGGGCGCGGCUGCCUCUCCUUCCCGCACCUGCGCGGCCUCUUCUUCAUCAGUUCAGAGAAUCGCGUGUCCCGGGGGCCCGCAUCCCAAAGCAGCUCCAGCCGCCGGGCCCGGGGAGCCCCUGGGAGCACAGGUUGCGAGGCUGGCCACUAGGGCCCAGACAAUGGAGGAGGCCGCGGCCUGAGCAUCGUGGGACAACGUUGUCGUGUUGGGCACCCCGGAGCCACCUGGCAGGCCCAAGUCCGGGUCUCCCUCUUCGAGUCUUAAGUUGUAGACGAGGCAUGUGCGCGGGGCUCGGGCCGCAGGUGUGAGCUCUGGUUGUCCGACACCGCGCUUUGGGGCCAGAGCCGCCGUCUCAGGCUUCGGAGCCUGGUCGGAAGGCGGCCUAGGUCCUGCGCCCAUUGCCGGCUGCCCUUCCUGCUUCAGAUACAGCACAUCUUUGCUUCCUGCGGCCUCCGCCUUGCCUGUUGGACCUGGGCUUCUCACCCGCUCCCUUGGCGGCGUCACAGAGAGGGAGCCCCUUCCCGAGCUGUUGUUAGAACUUCAACAACCGAGAAGAGCGGCCCUGGUUUCUGGAGUCUCGGGUUUCACAUUGUGGGCAGGUCUGCCAAAAAGAAGAGGAAACAGAGAACAGCCCGAUGAUUAAUUCUACCUGUUUUUCCCAUGAGCGAUCACCUGCUCCAGGGGUCAUGAAUAGCAGGUAGCUCUACCUCUCCAGGGCUCUGAGAGCUUCGUUUGUUUGGUGACAGCUGAGUGACAAGGCCUGAAACCCGAGCCCGUCACCCGGCCUGAUGGGGGGAUAAAAACCCUGGAUGUUCCCUCAAACAUUUCAGGAAAUGAAAGUUGUAACGCGAUCCCUCUUGCGCCCACAUCUCCUCCAGCAAACACAAAAGCUCAAAGAAGCCUUCUCGGAUUGAAUUCGGCCUGGAGUUGAUGGAGGGAAAGCGGAGCCCGGCGCAGGAUGGGGGAGGAGAAGGGAGAGGGUUGGGGCUGCGGCUGGCAGGCUUUCUCAACCAGUGAAGAGGGGAGAGAGGGGAGAGAGCUGGGCGCGAGAGGCCGGGGUGCCCCUCAGGGCGGGCUUCCACGCCGCGUCCCAAGCUUCCUGUGCCUCAAGGCGGCGUGGGCCGCCGCCGCCGCCGCCACGGUUACGUCUGUCUUCAGUCAACCCGAGGUGGGAAGGAAAACCCGCGGCCUCAGGCCUUCCGCCAACAGACCCCUGCGGAGCAGCGCGGCCUCUGCACAGGGCCUAGAGCCCCCGCGGGCCACGGCGCAGGCCCAGGCCCAGUCUUCGAGCAAACGACCGCCUGGGUGGAGGCUCCGGGACCCCGAGCCAGCCCUUGGGCGGAGGUGUGCCUCCCGACCCCGCCCUGAGCCUGCGCUGGGUGAGCGGCCGGAUCCCGAGGCCCAGCGGCGACGACGCGCCCUCGCGCUCGGCCGCCCCCAUCAGUCAGUAGCACCCAUCUGUCUCCCGGCCCCACCCGCGCUGGCAGGGAAGCUCCCCGCUGCCCCCGCUGCCCGCUGGGAGCUGGCGCGGGGAGUGAGGGUAAAGGGAGGAAGGGGAGCUGAGAAGCUGACGCUCCGACCCCCACGCAGCCAGCCAUCCCCGGUCAUACUGUUCUCUCACGCACCGCGCCCUGUGCCGGCGCAACCGCAAGGUUUUAAAAGGAAACCCAAGGCCCUUCAAGGCGAGCGAGUCUUGCUCCUUAACCCAGGCUGCUGCGACUGCUUUGUUCUUUCGCGGAUUUUUCUUUUUCUUGCUCCAUCAGUUCAGAUAGCAUUAUCGGUCCCCAUCUCUCUCCCCAACCUUCAUGGGGUCUAGGUAGGUGAUUUUUCUUUCUUUUUUUUCUGAACGUAGAAACAUGUUACCUAGAAAACUAACGAGGGAAGCAGAGUAUUAAUGCAUCGCCACAGAUCCAUCACUUGCAAAUUGUGUAGACUUAGGCCAAGUUACCUAACGUUUCUGAGCCUCACCUUGGGAAUAUAGAAACUAUGAUAUUUAAACACUGCAGGGAUGCUUUGAAGCUGAAUAUUAAAUGUAAAGUGCUUGGCACAAUAAACAUUUAAUGAACAGUAGCUGUAAUUAUGACAUGCUUGAAGCUUCCUUAGACUUGCACAAAGCCGCCUGGGAAAAUUCCCAUGAUGCUAGAGUUUCCAGUGAGGGCAGAUUAUGGCCAUUUCCUUCUUUUGUCUGAAACACUGAAAGAAGUACAAGUUAUUCUACUGGAGACCUAAGGUCCGAUUAGCCUUUGGGUGUAGCCAAAGCUGAAAAUGAUUUGUUUGUGCUCUGUAGAAGUUUAACUGCAGCAAUUUAGUUCUGGAAUAAUAUUGAAAUCUGGAAUGCUUGGAUUUUGUUAUCUCUAUUCUUUAUGAUUUGGACACUUAUGUAGAUGCUUUCAUAUAUGGUAGAAUUCCAUUGAUGAAAAAUAAAACCCACUUAAGUGUGCCAGAAAAUGACAAAUUACUUAGAAGGAAACUAAAGUAUUUAGCUGAGUAGAGAAUUUAAGGCCCCACCUAAAUGUGUCAACAUAUGUGUAGAGUAAGAAACUACUUUGAAGAUUUAAUGCUUUGCUGAUGUUAACACAGUGCUGAUAUAAUAGCACCUGAUAAAUACUUUUUGAGUAAAUGAAUGGGCUGCUGAAAUGACGGAGAGUCUUUAGAUAGAACACAAUUCCCAGAGUUGGAAUUUUUCAGGACCCUCUUGGGUACAUUUCUUCUCUUGUGACACUCCCUAAUAAUCACCAGGGAUGAAUAGCUCAUUUUGACAUAUUGCACAUCCUUCUCUGAUUUCAAGGACUUUCUCAUUCAGGUAAUAUUCAAUGCAAAACGUAUAGCUGAAAUUUGCUUGUGUAAAUGAGAGAGAGAGAGAGAGAGAGAAACUUCUGGUAAUGUGCUGGGGUUUACUAGUAGGAGAAAUAAUCCCAGCAAAAGUAAAUACAAAACCUAGAGAGUAGGUGAAGCAUGCAUGUGGUAGGUGUCUUCAAGAAUGGAUCUUCAUGCCCUUCAAGCCUUUCAAAAUAAUUUCAUUGUCAUUACUAGAAGAAGCAUUUUGUAUUCAGUUCUUUAACACUGCAAGUUUCAUCCAGCAUCUUCAUUUUCUUCAGUUAUAUCCUAGCCAACUAAAAACUGUACAUAUUUAAGAUUUUAGUUUAGGGAAGUUGAUUAAUUCAUAGUCAAUUACCAUACAUGAUCAGAAAUAGUUCCACACUAUUUUUGUUUAGAAAAUUCUAUAUUACACUUACAACUUCCUUGGGGUAGAGCCCUAGUAGAGGGAGCAGAUGCAUGUUCAGAAAUUUACCAGAAAGGUCUGUUAGAUACAUAUACUCUGUCUUAUGACUGCAGAAUUGCACUUGUGUACAUAAAUGCUUAUUGGCAAAUAUAUAUUUAAUAUUACUUUUACUUGCAAAGUGAAUAUUUGAAAGUAAGCAGUACACAGACAGAAAUAGAUAGAAAAAGUGAAGAGUUUUGGCCCAUCACUUUUAAGAAUGUGUCCAGAGAAACAUUUGGUGGGAACUAUGACUAUAUUGCUGCUAAAUCAUUUGCAUAUUGUGAAAUUGUUUGCCUCGUGUGAGGGCCAAGAGUUCUCAGAAUUAUGCUUUUUGCCACUGCUUUAAAUGUGACUGAAAUAGAGAAAUAUGUGGUGUUUUUCUUUCUAAAUUGUUCCAGCACCCACAUGUUUAGAAACACAAAAAUAUGUCCAGGGGCUCACUCAAAAAAUAAAAAGAAAUGAGAAAAAGAGCAUUUUGUGCUAAGGAAUAAGUUAAUUUAAAUUAGAUUAAACUUUGCAGAGGGUGCUUCAAGGAGGUUUGGGUAGAUUCCAAGCUUUAGCAUAUCGUUUAAGAAAUGAAAGCCCUUAGGGUAUUCCAAAAGGCCUGUCCGCUCUAAAUCAGCUUUAGUUCAUUUCAAAUAAAAAAAUAUAUGACUGAACUUGAAGGCUGGAUAAAGAGGGAGUCUUAUUUCUACUCUGCAGAUGUAUCAUAGUGAAAUAAAUUAAGUGUGGAAAUCCAGGACCCUCAAUUUCAGAUUUUCUCUUAAAGGAUUUAUAUGUAUGUGCCGAGGCAGUAGUUCCUGUUCAAUCACUUGACCUCCACCAAACUGAAAGACUUAUUUGUCAAUAUGUUCAAAAGUAUAGUAGCUUUCUUUCUACUGGAAAUUAGUUAUAGCUAAAAUGAAUUAGCCCUCAUGGAGCACUCAGAAGACAACAUACUAGGUAUUUUCAGUAUAUUUAAUGAUGCAUGACAUUUUAUGAUUUUAAUUAUAGGUCAAUCUCAGAUAGUUGAUGGUUCCUUCAAGUGUUGAAAGCACUGUUUUUUCAUUUUAAUUAAAGCCAAAAACAAUGGAAAAACAAGCAAAUUUCUUAUAAAAUAAAGAUUUUAACAUUAGUUAACAAAGCAAGGAAUGAAAUGAAAUAUAUGCUUUAUUUUCCAAAGUUCAAAUUUUUAGCAUUAUAUGGUGGCAAAUUUACUGUAGAGACAUGCAUACCACAAAUGUUAUAAUUUGUGACCCCCCCUUUUUUAAAAUUAGAUUUUGCAUGACUUUGGAAUAAUGAAGACUUGAAUUUGAAUAAUUACCUGAAAUAGAUGGAUAAAAAUAUAGUAAGACGAAAAUACCACAUUUUUUGUGAAGAUACGAACAAAACUCACAAACAAGACUCAAGAUUGUUCUAAGCUUCCAUUACAUUUGUUAUGAACAAUACAAAUGAUUAAGAAAGACCUAUUUUCUUUGCCGAAUGCUCUUAGCCAUACUCUCCUUAAUAAGGAUACCAAAGGAAGUAUGGUAGUGAGGAUUAGAAGAGUCAAAUACUGCUAGUCAGUGGAUGGAUUGUAUUACGUGCAGGAAAGGAGGCAAAAUAUCCAUAAAAUAGCCUUUCAGGUUCAGUUUGUCUCAAGUUAUGUUGUGAAAUUCAGUGGUUAGGUGCAGUUGUACACCCAUUGGUGCUCAAGAUUAAAUGGAGUUGGAGUGGGCCAACUCUGGGGCAGAAGGACAUGCAGGUGGUACCAGAGGUAUUAGGGUUUGUGGUUCCCUAUAGGAAAUUCUUCUGGCUAUUGUAUCCCCUCUUGGGUAGAGUGGGUAAGAAAAAGUCCAGAGCCUAAUCUAUAAAUCCUUCUUGGUUCACAGGUCAGUCUAUAUUGUGAAGAUUAAUUUGAUUUCAGACUGUUAUUUAUAAUUCCAGCACUGGCCCUUUUGACUUAGCACACCAAUUCAUUAAAAGUUGAAAUUGUAUCUUUCAUCCAUUAAGAGAAGAGAGUCCAAACAUGCCAUAUUUCUUAGCUGAGAAAUAAAACUUCAAGUCUUGACCACGUUAUUCACCUUAACAUUCUUUAGUUCUCUUGGAAGGAAGUUCUCAACAAUCCUGGUAUCCUGGCUGAAGUUUAGGUUUGAGACCUCCCCUAUGCUCGUUUAUGUUCCAGUCAUAACUGGAAGUGGUAUUUAUUUGUCACUUCCUGUUCUAGACUUAUUGUGGUAUUUUGUGUGUCUGUGGAUGGCUGUUAAGCUGAAGGCUAAGGGAUCUUUGAAGACUUUCUGUUUAGACAUAUUUUAAUUGGUUUAACUUAAGACUGGACAAAAAUUUUAUCUACAAAUAAUAAAUUUUAUGUUAUCUACAAAUAAUUUAUGGAAGAAAAAUAUAAAAAUUUAUAAAUUUUUGGAAAAUUAUUGACACUAUGAUACUAAUGGCUGUAAGUAUACUGUAUCUAUUUGUGCUACCAGAUCGAUACAUUUUUUUUUUUUGUAAGAAAAAAAUCAGUUAUUGGGCUUUAGAGAAAUUAUGGAUUAUUUGGAUGUAUGAAAUACCAUCUCAGACAAAAAGCAUCCAUGGCUCAGCUUAAUGUCAGAAAAGGUCUUAUGUUAGAUCAGCUGUUUAGAGACAGUAAA